Molecule: messenger RNA, 2649 nt
Organism: Paramecium tetraurelia
Lineage: Eukaryota; Ciliophora; Oligohymenophorea; Peniculida; Parameciidae
Exons: 3
Biological process (GO): GPI anchor biosynthetic process
Cellular component (GO): endoplasmic reticulum membrane
Molecular function (GO): mannose-ethanolamine phosphotransferase activity
Source: RefSeq, a predicted model, not a curated record
AUGGCAUAUAUAAACACUUUGAUUACCAUUACAAUUGCUUCUACUCUUCUGGGUUUGAUUCUAUUCUUUAGGGGAGUCUUCAUUGAUCGUCAUUACAUUAGAACGAUGGCUCAAGGAAAAAUUGAAAAGACCAAUCCUGUAGUCCUGAUAGUAAUAGACUCUUUCAGAAUGGAUUUGGCAAUGAGCAAUCAUUUUAAUUUUAUUUCUUAAAGAAGAACUGAUUCAGAAUCCCUUACUUUUUUAUCCUUAGCUGAAACACCCACUGUAACAGGCCCUCGAAUCCAAACUAUGACCACAGGUAAUUUUGCACCACUGACCAAGGUUUUGGACAACUUCCAUGAUUCAGAAAUUGUGGAGGAUAGCUUCAUUCGAUAGGCAAAAAUAAGUGGAAAGAAAACAUUAUUUAUAGGGGAUAACAAUUGGUUAGGGCUUUAUCCGAAUGAGUUUACAAUUGCCCAUCCUCUAAAUAAGAUGAAAAUCAAUUCUAGAGCUAUGUAUGUAGUGGAUAAAAAAUUUCAAAGACUUUUUGGGUAAAAUUUUGAUACAUCUUUCGAUCUAGCCGUUGUUCACUUUUUAGGAAUUGACUAUGUAGCUCAUGAAUAUAAUAGAGUAAGUGAAAACAAAGUACUUGAGGAGUAAUUAAACUAAUUGAGUACUAUUAUUACACAAAUUUAUUCGAGAUUAUCAAAUGAUACAACUUUGAUCAUCACUGGAGAUCAUGGAAUGUUGAAUGAUGGAAAUCAUGGAGGUAAUAGUUCCUUAGAAACUAAUACUGUGUUCUUUGUAACUAGGAAGAAUGCUAAAUUAGAUAAACACUAUAUGUAGAAAAUAGAGGGAUUUAGAGAUGACUAUGAAACCUCUGUGACUUCAAAAGAUUCGUAUAUAAGAACGAUCAAAUAGGUUGACAUAGCACCAACAAUAGCUAAAUUAAUUGGAGUUCCAAUCCCCUUUAGUAAUAUUGGCAUCAUAAUCCCAGAGUUAUUUCCUGGUGAUGUUGCUAAUGAGUAUUGUGUGGAGAACUUGAAGUAGAUGUUUCAUUAUUCAAAAAAAAUAUAAUAAGACUAAGGCUUAUUUACUCGAUAACAAAUUAAGUUAUGGAAGAAUCAAAUAAAUCAGGUUUCUACAUGUGCUUAGGCUAUACCAAUAAUGGAAGACAUUCAACAUCAAAGUAGAAUUAUAUGGAAUAAUUAUAACAAACUCUUGAUCUUCCUUUCAAUGAUCUUCUAAAUCCUCAGCCUAACACUUUACAUAACAACCUUAUUGACUAUAAAGUAUGUUAAAGACUUUUCUCUUAGAAGUGCCCUUGAACAUUUACACAAAUCUGAUUUUAACACUUACCGAAAUCACCUCUAUGCUGGGAUCUUAAUGGUGGCUUCAUUGGCAUUAUUUGUUGAACUCGAAAUCUUUAUAGCAACAAUUUUAAUUCUGAUUAUCUCUAUCAUCUUGAUUUAUUCGAUUGCAUAGCUGAUUAUUGGUAGGAAGGAAUAAUCUCCAACAUACUCCACUUUAGAUUUAGAAACUCAUAGGAGCGAAUUCCAAUAUUUUAAAUUUUUUAUUUUAGCUUUAUUUUUACAUAAAGCAUUUCGAUAGGGAUCACUAUUGUUUUCAAUUGAUCCAGGAACCAUUGAACAUAACGAACUUUUUGAUUAGAUAUUCGACUUAUUGUUCAUGAGUAUUAUUCUAAACACUCUAAUUUUUCUUAAGACUUACUACGAUUCAGGAGAAUAAAAAGUCCAUAUCAUUUCAUUAGCUAAGUCUAUUGGCGAAUAAUUAAUGCUUGGAGUUAUAGCUCUGAUUCUGCUCUAUUUAGAAUAUAUAUAUUACUAACUUGGUCUUGAGAAAUCUUUUAAAUCUCUAAGAAUGAUGAAGUCACUAGUUCAUAUAUUCUUCCCCUGUAUUUUACAACAUAUCCUACUCUAUUACUACUAGAAGUUAGAGAAUAAAAAUAAAUUCAAUAAAGCAAUCCCUCAUUUAUUCUUAUUUACAGUUCAAUCCUACUUUAUGGUCCCAUAGAUUCCUUUAUUUGACCUAAAACGAACACUGAUAAAGAGUACUCUUAAGCCUUUAAUAUUCUGCAUGCCCUUUGUGUAUAUUUAUGCAAAAGACUUGGUUUACUUCUUGAUUCCAUCCCUAUUAGCGACCACUUAAUAUGGAAUUGCAAUAUACACUUACUUCAUUCUAUUUAUGCUGUUAAUAUAUAGAUUAUCAAAGCCAUAAUUGAAGUAUAACAAAUUGAUUUGUGUUGCUCUGAUCUCGCUCAGCUGCUAAUACACUUGGUUUAUGAUAGGUAAUGAGUGCUCGAUAUCGGCUGUUCAACAUGCAACAAAAAGAAUAGGAUUUACAACGACUAAUGGGGUAGAGUUGCUUUUAAUAAUCAUUUUUAUCUUGGUGGGACCUUAUGUUGGUGGAUGUCUAGUUUUGAAAUUCGUAGAGAAGUUGUUCAAGUAGUAGGAAGGAGAUGAGUUAAGAGAGUAGUCUAAUACAAACAAGGAGACAAAAUUAUAUUUUUUGCUUAACUUUUAUCUUUAGAUCUUGUUUACACAAUUUCACAGUUAUAACAAUUUGGGUGGGUAUACAACAAUUUAAUUUAAAUAUAUCUUUGAUGUAGUUGGAUAUAUAAUUAUAUGUUUAUUGGUUUAUAUUGAAUGA